AUGGCGUUGGCUUGCCGCGCCGAUGAUGUCAGCCGGACUAAAGCCGCUGGUCAUGCGGAUAUUAAUCUGCAGAACAGUGCCGCGGGACUGGUAACCUGCUACGUAACUCAACCGGAUAAUCAUGUCUUCCAUGUCGAGGUGGACCAUAAAGCUGAAGGCCAGGAGGUUCUCGACAAGCCUGACUGCCUUCUCCUGGCAUUUAUUUCAAACAAAUGCAGGAAUCACUCCAAAGCGGUGUUUAUGCCUGCCGCGUGCACUGCGACCCUUGUUUCCUCGGAGCUUUUCUCCGCUAAGUUGGAUGCCAGUCGUUUCAACGAUCGGCGCAUCGCAUGCACGAUCGUGGAAGUGGAGUUUGAAUUCGUGUGGAAGCCUUUUAAAAGCGUUAUCACGGAGGCCAGCCCAGCCAUUUGCCGAAUGCUCGGGAUCAUUGACGAAUCGGAGUACUUUGGCAUCCAGUACGCUGGACUGAAGGGGGACCUUAUCUGACAUCAGUUCUACCUGAAUGUGACCCAGCAGCUGACCCGCGGUCUCUGGAACGCCGAUAUGUCGGUGGAGUUGCAGGCCCGUCUGGCCGAGUACGAGCUGCUGCGAAUUGCGCAUCUGGAGGUGCCAGCCUAUGGGAUCUACUACUAUGAGGUGAAGGACAUGUUUGAUCGUCGUCUCCUCAUUGGUGUGGGCCCGGAGUUUGUGGCAGUCUGUGCCACGGAUACGUCUUUCAUUGAAAAGUGA
Messenger RNA from Dibothriocephalus latus, 729 nucleotides. The record is from the annotation of a GenBank genome assembly. NCBI's taxonomy places the organism in Eukaryota, Metazoa, Platyhelminthes, Cestoda, Diphyllobothriidea, Diphyllobothriidae.